This is a messenger RNA of Cyprinus carpio (common carp), 1832 nucleotides long. RefSeq names its product butyrophilin-like protein 2. NCBI's taxonomy places the organism in Eukaryota, Metazoa, Chordata, Actinopteri, Cypriniformes, Cyprinidae. The record is from RefSeq and is a predicted model, not a curated record. Bases 21 to 1694 code for a protein of 557 amino acids. The transcript has 19 exons.
UCCUGUUUUAGAGAAGAGGCAUGGCAGCGAGAAGUGGCAAUGACUUUCAGCUGGUUAUUCCUGAAAGAGGCAAAAGAGUUAAGAUUAAUUCGGGAUCUACUCUCACUGUGUCAUGUCACUUGUCUCCUGCACUCAGUGCCGUUGACAUGGAGAUUACUUGGUUUGGCGAGAUGUCUUGUAUUUGUGCCUAUAAGAACAGAGAGAUGAAACAGGGUGUUGACUAUGAGGGCAGAGCGAGUCUGUUCAUUAAUGACCUGCAGAAAGGGAAUGUUUCCUUAAGAGUGGCAGACUGUAGAGAGUCAGAUCUGGGAGUUUACAUGUGCCGGGUCACCAGUAGAAAUGAAACACAGCAGAUAACAGUAAAUGUUGCAGAAGAAGUUUCUGCUAUUUUCGGAGACCAGCUCUUCUUUACAGUGAAUUACCAAAGGGAAGAAACAAACAAGUUGUCAGAGCAUCAAGGGGAUUCAGACAAUCAGUCUGAGGAUUACAAGGGAGAAACAGAUGACAAAUUAUCAUCACAGUACAUCAAAUCAGACCUAAGACAUCUAGACAAGCAGUCUGGGGAUAACAGAAUGGGAACCAAAGAUUUUUUGAACCGAGCUUCAUAUCACAAUGAACCAAACAAAAGCCAGCAUGGGAUGGAAGUCUUGAACAAGAACUUUCAGCUUUUUGUUCCCAGUACAUCAAAAGAACCAGAGGUUUCUUUGGGGUCUGAUUUGAUCAUUCCAUGUUACCUGUCUCCUGAAAUCAGUGCGGUUGACCUGGAGAUCAGCUGGUCUAAUGACAGAGCACUUGUUUGCCUGUAUAAGGACAGGCAGGUGACAGAAGGGGUUUUGUUCAAGGACAGAGUGAGUCUGUUCACUCACAAGCUUAGGAAAGGAAAUGUGUCCUUACGCCUGAAAAACGUCAGGCCGUCAGAUAUUGGAAAUUACCAUUGUCAGGUCAGCAGUAAAGACAGAAGAGAGAAGAUAACAGUAAGAGUGAGGAUAAAUCCUAGUGUCCAGUCUAUGAGUCAGUCACCAAUAUUUGCAGAAGGAAAUGAGGAUAAAAGGACAAGAGAACCAACCAACAAAUUAUCAAGGCGCACUUCACAUCACAGAGAUUCAGAUGAGAAACAACAGGGGAAUUACAGCAAAAGCAUUUCUGAUAAUUUUCAGCUUGUUAUUCCUCAAACUGCUCAAGAAGCACAGAUUUCUUUGGGGUCUGAGAUCACUGUUCCUUGUCACUUGUCUCCUGAAGUCUGUGCCAUUGCCAUGCAGAUCAAAUGGUUUAAGGAGACAGUCUGUGUUUGCAUCUACAAGAACGGAUGUGUGAUUAAGGGGCGGAGCUACAAAGACAGAGCGAGUCUCGCCACUUGCGUACUGGAAAGAGGAAAUGUGUCUUUAAAUCUAAGUAACUUCAGUGUCUCAGAUGUUGGUGAUUACUAUUGCCAGGUCAUCAGUAGAGACACAACAAAACAGAUUACAGUAGGAGUGAGGAUAAAACCUGAAGUCCAUCCUGAGAGUCAGUCACCAGCAUCUCAAGGACAAACUAUUCAGCUAAUGCUGUUUGAGAUAGACAAAAUAUGGACUGAGGAGGAGACAAACAAAAUGGAUGAAUCUGCUCUAAUGUCAGAAAUGAAAGUGAACAAUAUGCAGGAGCUUCAACAAAUGUUGAUCGGGGCUUACAGAAAAGGUUCUCUCAACUGGAAAUGAGAGACCAGAAUGGACUUGGACAGAGUCUUAAAACUCAUCCCUCAUGCUCAGACAAACCAAACCCUUUUUAGUAGAUACCUAGCAUUUAAAUGUCAGGUUGAUGCUUAAUGCCUUUUCUUGAUUUCAUGAAACUUAUUG